Messenger RNA from Mugil cephalus (flathead mullet), 4309 nucleotides. Its product is annotated as vesicular glutamate transporter 1-like. The record is from RefSeq and is a predicted model, not a curated record. The transcript has 13 exons. Gene Ontology annotation, biological process: synaptic transmission, glutamatergic; monoatomic anion transport; transmembrane transport. Gene Ontology annotation, molecular function: L-glutamate transmembrane transporter activity; neurotransmitter transmembrane transporter activity. Lineage: Eukaryota; Metazoa; Chordata; Actinopteri; Mugiliformes; Mugilidae. The coding region runs from base 649 to 2412 and encodes 587 amino acids. Gene Ontology annotation, cellular component: excitatory synapse; synaptic vesicle membrane.
UAACCGCAGAAUCGCCCGCAAUCACUACAGCGUCCGGAGAGGAGACCGUGUCUCACAAAUACCUGGGAACUCGGCUGACAUGCUUCGAUCGGACAGUGUUUACUCUAACUCCCUCCAUUCAAGGCUGGUGCGCUCCGAGAAUAGCCGCUGCUUGGACAGUGGGUGCUUAAAACGCCGGGUUGCGUGGAAGGAAGUGACAUGCCACCUUCCACUCACUACACACACUUGGAGAGAUUAGCGCGCAGGCGGCAGUAAUCUGUUUUCAGGACCAUGGCCAGAGGCACUUUUUGACCAUGAAUCCUGUCGAAAGUUGCCCACAGCGCGCUGUCAACCUUUUGGGACACCGGGGAGUGUGAAGAAGUUCGUUUGGACGUUGAGGAAUGUGGCAAAGUUGGACUGAAAAUGUUUGCCCGGUUGAUUUUAUGUAAAGACACCUGAGGUAAAUUAAAUCCGCGAACAAUCGGUGUCAUUGACGAUAGGUUCACAGGAAACUGUGGAUUAAGAGGUCUGGUUACCCAGUAAAAAAAGAAAAUAAUAGUGCUAAUAAUUUUUAUGUGAACACGAAGCGGAGGGAGCACACGAGAAGGUUGUGCGCUCAGACGGGAGCGCGCAAAGACUGCACACUGGUCCGGUCCUGGAGUCGUGAGGAUGGAGAUCCGGCCGGACAGGUUUAAGGCCGUGGCAGCCAAGACUCUCGGGAAAAUAUACGGAGCUCUUGAGAAGAAACAGGAGAAUGGCGAGACCAUCGAGCUGUCGGCGGAGGGCCGGCCGGAGCUGGUGGAGGAGAAGGAGAUGCCCGUGGUGGACUGCACGUGCUUUGGCCUGCCCAGGCGUUACAUCAUCGCCAUCCUCUCAGGCCUCGGAUUCUGCAUCUCCUUCGGUAUCCGGUGCAACCUGGGUGUGGCCAUCGUCAGCAUGGUCAACAGCCACACCAUCUACAGAGACAACAAGGAGGUCAUAGUGAAAGCGCAGUUCGACUGGGAUCCGGAAACGGUGGGAAUGAUCCACGGUUCAUUCUUCUGGGGAUACAUAGUGACCCAAAUACCCGGAGGGUUCAUCUGCCAAAAGUUUGCAGCAAACAGAGUGUUCGGCUUUGCUAUAGUGGCCACGUCUUGCUUGAACAUGCUCAUCCCCUCGGCAGCGCGGGUGCACUUUGGCUGUGUCAUCAUCGUCAGGGUGUUUCAGGGACUCGUCGAGGGAGUUUCAUACCCAGCCUGUCACGGUAUCUGGGCGAAGUGGGCGCCGCCUCUUGAAAGAAGUCGUCUGGCCACGACGGCUUUCUGUGGUUCUUACGCUGGUGCUGUUAUUGCCAUGCCGUUAGCUGGGAUCCUUGUGCAGUACUCAGGAUGGUCGUCUGUCUUCUACGUCUACGGAACCUUUGGUAUCAUGUGGUACUGCUUCUGGAUCCUGGUGUCGUAUGAGAGUCCGGCAAUCCACCCCACCAUCACCGACGAGGAGAGGAAAUAUAUUGAAGAGAGUAUCGGCGAGUCGUCUCAGCAGUCAAUAACGAAGUUCAACACGCCGUGGAGAGCCUUCUUCACCUCCAUGCCGGUUUACGCCAUCAUAGUGGCCAAUUUCUGCAGAAGCUGGACGUUCUACCUGCUCCUCAUCAGCCAGCCUGCCUACUUUGAGGAGGUGUUUGGUUUCGAGAUUAGCAAGGUGGGCAUUGUGUCUGCCCUGCCCCAUCUGGUCAUGACCAUCAUUGUGCCCAUCGGUGGUCAGAUCGCCGACUAUCUGCGCUCUAACCAAAUCAUGUCGACCACCAACGUCAGGAAACUCAUGAACUGCGGAGGGUUUGGGAUGGAGGCUACUCUGUUGCUGGUGGUCGGAUUCUCACAUACAAAAGGCAUUGCCAUUACCUUCCUGGUCCUGGCCGUGGGCUUCUCUGGUUUUGCAAUAUCAGGUUUCAAUGUCAACCACCUGGACAUUGCACCACGAUAUGCUAGUAUCCUGAUGGGUAUUUCCAACGGUGUGGGCACGUUGUCUGGCAUGGUUUGUCCUCUUAUAGUUGGCGCCAUGACGAAGCACAAGACGCGUGAGGAGUGGCAGGGUGUGUUUCUCAUUGCUUCGCUUGUUCAUUAUGGAGGUGUUAUAUUCUAUGGCCUCUUCGCAUCUGGGGAGAAACAGGCUUGGGCCGAGCCAGAGCAGCUGAGCGACGAGAAGUGCGGCAUCCUGGAUGAGGACGAGCUCGCAAAUGAGACGGAGGAGCUGUAUCGCACAAGCGGAGGGGGAGGCUACGGAGCCAUGAACCAGGGGUCAGACCCUAACGGGGGAGGCAUGGGAGGAGGAGGAGGAGGAGGAGGAGGAGGAGGAGGCUGGGUGUCAGACUGGGACAAGACCGAGGAGUAUGUGCAACCAGCUGGAACCAAUAAUUAUCUUUAUGGAGGAGAGGGUGACAGAGAGUUAACAUAAAAGUAGCAGGUCGCCCGCACACAGUGAGGCAGAAACUGUAAAAUUACACCUGGCGUGGAAAAACUUGCGGGAUUAAAAAAAAAAAAAAAAAAAAAAUGGAGCCUGCCCAGGGACUCAUUUCAGCAAACCUCACUGUGUUAUCACAACUGGACUGAAGAGACUGAACAGUGGGGGCGGAGACAUUAGUAGAUGUAAAGUGUGUGUUUGUGUGUGACUGCAGUUGUGUACCUUUGUGUGACAGACAGGUGUGUUUUAGGAAUCGUCAGUCUGUUGGAGGAAUGACAUAUGCCUGCGUAUGCACGCGUGGAUAGACAGCUAAGUCGUAAGGAAACACUGAAAAUAACAGGGUUAGCAAACAGUGGGCAAGAAACUUAUGCCAUGUGCUGAAGAGCUGAGUGAAAGUGUGCAGCUGUGUGGACAUUAGCCUCUGCCAAAGACUGUCGUGUGUGUAUGUUUGUUUAUUCUUCCGAUUGUUCAGCUUAUCAUGUGUUUUCCUGUUUUUGUCAAAUUCGUUCUAGGCCUGUGCCUGGAAAAUUCUUGUCCUGAUAUCCAGGUCCCACUGAGUCUAAGCCGCCCCUAAACAUCGUAAAAACAACACACGCAUCGCCACUAACCCUAACCCGGUUAUUUUUCAGUGUUUUCUUACAACCUAUUUACUGUACAGCUGUCCAUCCAUGCAUGCAUCUACCGGCAUACGAAACGUCUCCAACAAGCCUUGUUGGACGAAGGCUGCGCUUUAGGUCUAGUGUGGCUCUCGUUGGUGUUUCUUCAUUGUAAUCAUUGUAGACGUUUCUCUAUUAACUGACUUUAUUUGUAUGUCUCUCACAUCAUAUUUGAAUCACUCAAGAUUACACACUUCUAAGCACAUGCUGACAAUGGAAUUCUCUCGUUAGGUGGCUAAACACUGAGCUUGUCGAAAUGGCUUUAAAUUUGUGAAACGGGAAGGUUUUCGUGAUCUGACGUCAUUAUUGUCCUUAAUCUGCACACCUUCAAGAAGAAGCAUGUUGCUUGUGCCAAUACAACAAAAUAUUUUGUUCUGUAGUAUUGGUGUACAUGAUAAUCGAACACCUGCAAACGUUACUGUACGCAACUUUCUGUGAAGUCGAACUAGCCCACGUUGACGUUUUUAAAUGCAAUUUUAUUUCCUGGAGAAAAAAAAAUGCUUUAUGAACAGUACAUGGCCUCUAACCUGUCUGCCUGCUGACAAACCGAGGGUUAAAAAGGCCUCGGGUUCCUCGGAGGGGCGUUAUUGUCCAGCAAAAUAACAUUCACCUUGAAAAUAGUUUAUUAGUUUAGAAAUCUUUUUUUCAAAAUCAAAUGUACUACAUGCUUCAUUAUUGUUAUUCUGUUAUGGAACUUUGGAAAAGCAGUUUGCUCUCACUGUAAAAACUGUGAAGUCUCUACAAAAACCACUGAGCCUAGUGACGUAGCAUUCUCAUUUAAAGGCUAACUUUUGAUGCCCUUUGAUUCAUUUUAAAGUGUUUUAAAACGACGGUUUGCUAAAUGAUGGAUAAACUGUCCAAUUAAAACUGACAUCAGUUAAAAUAUAUAUAUAUAUAAAAAAAAAGUAACAGCAGACAAUGAAACGAUGACAUUUCCCUGUAAAUGAGCAACUUACUCUACUUUUGUUAUUAGAUGUUGUCAUGUAUCUAGUUAUCACAGAAAUGAAAUGAAAAAAACAAACGAGUCCCUGUAUUAGGUCACGGGAUUUCAUCGAGUGGAGUUCACUCAUAGACUGGAUGUAAAAUGUUAGGAUUUUUACAGGUUUUUGUCUUUUUUCAUUAAACCACUGUUAAAUGUUUUGUUCUGGGUUGUAAACUUAAAACUGAAUGUGUAAAAAAAAAAAAAAAAUCCUGUACAUGUGGACAUAUUGUAUAAUAAAACCUAGAGGUGAAUA